Molecule: messenger RNA, 2111 nt
Organism: Anthonomus grandis grandis
Lineage: Eukaryota; Metazoa; Arthropoda; Insecta; Coleoptera; Curculionidae
Product: glucose dehydrogenase [FAD, quinone]-like
Exons: 10
Coding region: 53-1900 (615 amino acids)
Molecular function (GO): flavin adenine dinucleotide binding; oxidoreductase activity, acting on CH-OH group of donors
Source: RefSeq, a predicted model, not a curated record
UGCGAUGAAUAGGGAAGUGUAAAGUUUAGUGACUGCGAUAUUAAACAGAACCAUGUCGUUUCACGCGUGUGGUUGCGAGACUACUUGGGUGAAUCCAUCCAUAGCCGAUACUUGUUCCGGAAAUCAGUAUGUCGUUUUUAUGACUUUGGUUGAUAUGCUAAUAAGAUACGCAUGCAAAAUCUCAGAUCCAUGUGGCAGAAUCAUUCCAAAAACACAACCGGCUGCGCAAUAUGACUUUAUUGUAAUAGGCGCCGGUAGUGGAGGUUCGACAAUAGCUGGAAGAUUAGCUGAAGUAAAUGAAUGGAAUACGCUUUUGUUGGAAGCUGGCAUGGAUGAACCUCCAGCGACACAGAUACCUGCAGUACCGGCCUUUACUAAUACUCUGAUUGACUGGAACUUUACUACCCAACAAGAAUCAGGUGCUUGUCUAUCUUCAAAUGGAAUUUGUUCAUGGCCUAGAGGUAAAGUACUUGGAGGUUCCAGUGUUUUCAAUGGAAUGAUGUACAUGAGGGGAACACCGGCUGAUUAUCAAAGAUGGGUUGAUGCGGGAAAUACCGAAUGGAGUUACGACGACUUACUCCCAGUAUUUAAAGCGUCGGAAGGAAACAGACAAGUGGGCAGCUUGGUUGAUGAAAAAUACCAUGGAACUAAGGGUCCGUUUACCAUUCAGCAGUUUAAUAGUCAUCCUAAGCUUGCUGAAGAUAUCCUCAUAGCUGCUAACCAAAGCGGAUGGCCUGUAUCCAAUGAUUUAAAUGGGGAUCAAUUUGUGGGAUUUGCUAUUGCCCAGACGAAUAAUAGGGACGGUGCUCGCCUCAGUUUGGCCAAAGCUUUCGUCAGACCGCACAAAAAUAACGAUAACUUCGACGUCAUGAUAAACUCUACAGUUACUAAAAUUUUAAUUGAAGGUGAUGGCGACAACAAAAGGGCUUAUGGAGUUGAAUUUGUUUAUAAUGGAACUACUUAUACGGUUAAUGCAACUAAGGAAGUCAUUUUAGCUGCAGGUGCUGUACAAACACCACAAAUUCUAUUGCUUUCUGGUAUUGGACCAAAAGAGGAACUGGAUGCUGUAAAUAUUGAACAAGUUCACAACCUGACAGGUGUUGGAAAAGGUAUAAAAAAUCACGUCUCCUUCUCAAUCGUUGGUACCAUCAACGAGACAGAUGUGGUGGAUUUAAAUGACGAAUCGUUAGCACAGUACCUUUCCAAAGGAACCGGGCCUCUCAGUGGUACUGGAAUGUCUCAGCUCACAGCCAGAAUUCCUAGCAACUAUACUUCACCAGACGAUCCAGAUAUUCAACUAUUCUUCAGUGGGAUGUCCAACACUUGCGCUUACAGCGGCUUGCCAGGUUUACCCACAGAUCCAGAAGACCCUAGCGCUUUAAGGGUGCUGAGCAUCGCAUGCGUCAAUUUACAUCCGAAAAGUUCUGGGCAAAUCAGCCUUUUAUCGAACAAUCCAUUGGACCCACCUAAAAUCGUAGCCAACUACUUUAACCAUUCAGAUGACAUUAAAGUGGUUCUAGCUGGCGUAAGAAUUGCUCAAAAACUGAUGCAGUCAAAAAUAAUGCAAGAGAAAUACAACUUUACCCUUCAGCAGUAUGAUUACGGAAACUGUUCCAGCCUUUAUGAAUUUGAUACAGAUGAUUUCUGGGAAUGUGCAAUUCGCUACGAUACUUACCCUGAAAAUCAUCAAUCUGCUUCGUGCAAAAUCGCUCCUCAGAGCAAUGAAGAGGCCUGCGUCAAUCAGAGACUGCAAGUUUACGGUAUUUCUAAUUUAAGGAUCACCGAUGCCUCCGUGAUCUAUACUCCAACAUCUGGUAAUAUCCAAGCUAUAAUCGUGGCUAUCGCAGAGCGUGCCAGUCAGUUUAUCAGGGAAGACUAUGGUAUUGAUUCACAAAUAUAAAAAAACAACUUUCGAGAUGUUAGUACAGUUUAUAGACGUUAUUUAUUAAGGUGAAAAUAUAUUUGUAAUGUUCGUCAAAAUUCAUUAGCAGUGUUUUAGAAUAGGCGCUAGAUUUAGUAAUGUGUAAGUCUAUUCUAUUUAGAUCAAUUUUGUAUUAUAUUUUUUGUAUGCCUUUGUAAUCAAUUUUUCCUAAUAAAUGUUUCUAUAAGAG